AUGAAUCCGAGACAAUUACUGCUACUAGCGCUCGGCGCUGUGGCGGUGGAAGGCUUUACGGAUACAUCCCCCUUUGUGCUCCUUUCGACGUCAGACUUCCCCUCAUCCUCGUCAAGCCUCAAAUCGGCUACUUCUCUUCUGAGCGAUGUCUGGGAGAAAUUAAAGACCUGUCCCUCGGACUACUACAUCGUCGCGUCGCAGCCCGGCGUGCACGCUGCCGACUAUUCGGGCCGCCGAGCUGCUCCUCGUCUUCGGGAAAAGGUGCUAGGAAAGGACAAGGCCAUACGAUCUAAUGUCACGGUCACAGAGGUCGCAGGUGUCCUGGACCCCUUGGCUAUUGGGAAUGGGCUAAGGGAUGAGUGUGGCGCAGAAGUGACCGAAAUCGACGCAUCAACUGGUUCUUACCCUUCGGAUUUUGGAAAAGGCCCCAGAGUGAUUUAUGUGACGUUUCCGGCCCUGCCUUUGCGGGACCAGCGUGCCCAGCAGCUUUCUGAUAACGAUGGAUUCCUCUCCGAUAUCAUUGAUCGAAUCCCAUCUUCCAAAUACUCCCUCGUGUACACCACCUCACCUCGGGAGUCUGAAGAGGGAGAGAGCACUUCGGUAACUUACAACAGCGAUGAUAUCAAAGACCAGGAAUACCUUCACCAGGACCUAAAACGCGACUUUGGAGAAUUUGCUCGACAGGAAAACGCGGACAGCAACCAAUCUCUCUUUGAUAAAUACCAAUUUUUCAGUCCAGGCAUCUUCAUGGGAGCUAUCGCUCUCUUUGUUCUCGUUGGAAUCCUGUAUGUCGGUAUCUCGGCUCUCUUGAGCCUGGAAGUCUCGUACGCUGCUUUUGAAAAGGACACCACGCCUGGACAGAAGAAGCAGCUGUGA
This is a messenger RNA of Talaromyces rugulosus, 876 nucleotides long. RefSeq lists its product as uncharacterized. The record is from RefSeq and is a predicted model, not a curated record. Gene Ontology annotation, biological process: fungal-type cell wall biogenesis; (1->6)-beta-D-glucan biosynthetic process. Gene Ontology annotation, cellular component: endoplasmic reticulum membrane. The transcript is spliced from 5 exons. Bases 1 to 876 code for a protein of 291 amino acids. Lineage: Eukaryota; Fungi; Ascomycota; Eurotiomycetes; Eurotiales; Trichocomaceae.